Drosophila busckii is the source of this 1356-nucleotide messenger RNA. RefSeq lists its product as uncharacterized. The coding region runs from base 1 to 1356 and encodes 451 amino acids. NCBI's taxonomy places the organism in Eukaryota, Metazoa, Arthropoda, Insecta, Diptera, Drosophilidae. The record is from RefSeq and is a predicted model, not a curated record. The transcript has a single exon.
AUGCCAGCGUUUCCACUGGAGGAGCUGCUGGCCAGGCCGAAGAGCAAACCCAAAGGCUGCAGCAGAUUGCCGAAUCUAAUGGACAUUAAAUUUCACAAUAAUUAUUGGCAAGCGGCGCAGGCAGAGAAUUUAACUUAUUAUAUAUACGGCGCUUAUUAUGAUAAUAGAGCAACGGUGGAGGAGGCGCCACUGGUGCGCAUCCUGACCAUGAGCAGUCGCUAUGGCAAACGCAACGAAGUGAAAUUUCCGCAAGUUUAUUGCCAGCUUUGGUAUGAAAAUCAAACUGAGCCGCUGCUAGUGAAUGUGACCGAUCAUAAGAUCAUAUGGAUAUUUGGUGGUGCACCCAAGCGUGUGUAUCCAACGCUACUAAGCUGCGCGCUGCCCCAGCAGCAGCAGCAAGUGCCUGAAAUGGUUUCAUUGGUUGCUACGCGUUGCGAGCUGGCAACAAAUUUGCUGCGUGUUGUGUAUGAGCCGCGUAAGUGGGUAGAGCCUGCAACUAAGCCACGUUUUAUGGUUUGCGUUAAGGCGCUUAACUAUCCCUACAGCGAUCUUAGCUGGCGACUGAUUGAAUGGCUGGAGCUGUUGCGUCUGCUGGGCGCCGACAAAGUUGUUUUCUAUGAAGCGCAAAUGCACGCAAAUAUGUCAAAGGUCAUUGAACACUAUAGCCAGCAAGCUGGCUAUGUGGAGCUGCGUCCGCUGUCGCUGGGACGUGGUGAGCCGCAUGCUGCGCCCAAUUUUCAUUACUGGGCCAUGAGCGCCGACGGCUUCAAUCGUCGUUUGAACGAAAUGAUUCCCUACAACGAUUGCUUCUAUCGCAAUAUGUACAACUAUGACUAUAUAGGCGUCUUCGAUAUCGAUGAGAUUAUAAUGCCGCUGGGCAAUUUGACCAGCUGGUCGCAGCUCAUCGACGUGGCACAGCGCGCGCCCGACUAUCAACGCGAAUCUUCGCGCUGCCAGCACUGGGCAAGUUUUUGCUUUCGCAACGUUUACUUUCCCAGCUAUGCGGAGCGUGCGCCUGUCUAUCCCACGCUGCCCAGCUACUACUAUAUGCUGCAGCAUGUGGAGCGUUCGCCGGAGCAUUGCAAUCGGUAUGCGGCAGUCAAGUGUCUGCACUCCACGCGCUACGUCGAGGCGCUGCACAAUCAUUUUCCGCUCUUCUUUAGGCGCAAGCACAGCUGCGAUCCCAAGUCCGUGCCCAUUCAGUACGCCCAGAUGCAGCAUUAUCGCGAGCCCACCAACAAGACGCGUCUGCUCAAUCCCAUACGCGACGACAACAUUUGGCGAUUCCAGCCGCAGCUGCAGCAGCGUGUGCAUGACACGUAUAAACAGCUCGGCUUUCUGCCCAAUGAGCUCUAA